AUGGCACAUCAGAGUGGCUUGGGCAACCCUCUCAAAAUGAAGGCAAAAGAGGAAAGGAAUAGUGGAAAGGAAGGUGAAGAUCAUUGCAAGAAAAAGGCCACAGCUUUCACUCUAACAGCAAAAAAAUUUCUUUUUCAGUUUGUGUCAGUUAUUGAUCAGGUGAAAGAUGGGAGAGGAAAGAUAGAGAUCAAGAGAAUUGAGAACACAACAAAUAGGCAAGUGACCUUCUGCAAGAGACGCAAUGGUCUCCUCAAGAAAGCUUAUGAGCUUUCUGUGCUUUGUGACGCUGAAGUGGCUCUCAUCGUCUUCUCUUCUCGUGGCCGUCUCUAUGAGUACGCAAACAGCAGUGUGAGGACAACUAUUGAGAGGUACAAGAAAGCAUGUUCUGGAUCUCCAAACACUGGAUCAAUCAAGGAAGCUGAUUCACAAUACUACCAACAAGAAGCAUCCAAACUGAGGCAGCAAAUCACCAACUUGCAGAAUUCCAAUAGGAAUUUAAUGGGUGAAGCUCUUAGCACCAUGAGUCUCAGAGACUUGAAGCAACUGGAGAACAGAUUGGAGAAAGGCAUCAGCAAAAUCAGAACCAAAAAGAAUGAGUUGUUAUAUGCUGAAGUAGAGUACAUGCAGAAAAGGGAAAUUGAGUUGCAGAAUGAUAACAUGUACUUAAGGAACAAGAUUACUGAAAAUGAAAGAGUGCAGCAGCAAAUGAGCAUGCUGCCGGGAAAUACAAUGAUGACAAUGACGAUGUCUAGCACACCUGCUUAUGAACUGAUGCCUCCAUUUGAUGCUCGUGGAUUCCUUCAAGUGAAUUUAAUGGAACAAAAUCAGCAUUAUUCUCACCAGCAGCAGCAACAGACAACAUUGCAACUUGGGUGAUUAAAGUGGAGGUUUGAUGUUAAUCAAUAUAUAAAUAUGUGUGUGUGGUUUUAAUUUGUGGAAUCUAAUUAAGGGGACAUAAAAUUUAUAUUGUUUGAAGACUGUAACUUAUAAAGAGUUUCAACUUGGUUGUCUUUGGAAUGCUCUAUGGAAUUUAACGCUUUGUUUUCAUGCA
Molecule: messenger RNA, 1051 nt
Organism: Dioscorea cayenensis subsp. rotundata (Guinea yam)
Lineage: Eukaryota; Viridiplantae; Streptophyta; Magnoliopsida; Dioscoreales; Dioscoreaceae
Product: agamous-like MADS-box protein MADS1
Exons: 10
Coding region: 1-876 (291 amino acids)
Biological process (GO): positive regulation of transcription by RNA polymerase II
Cellular component (GO): nucleus
Molecular function (GO): protein dimerization activity; RNA polymerase II cis-regulatory region sequence-specific DNA binding; DNA-binding transcription factor activity, RNA polymerase II-specific
Source: RefSeq, a predicted model, not a curated record